AUGGCAUCUCAAAAGCAGGGCAAGAUGCAAGGCUACAUCAACUACCGAAUGCGCGCAACCAUGACCGAUGGCAGACAACUCGUGGGCCAGAUGCUGGCAUUUGAUAAGCACAUGAACUUGGUCCUCUCCGAAUGCGAAGAAUUCCGAAAGGUGAAGCGCAAGACCAAGCAGGGAGGAGCACCAGGCGCACAGUCGGGCGCACAGGUCAUCGAGACGGAGGAGAAGCGCAUGUUGGGUCUGGCAAUCGUUCGAGGCGCGACAAUCGUAUCUUGCGCGGUCGAUGGACCACCACCAGCAGAUCCCGCAGCACGACUAGGACAGAGCGCUCCAGGUGGGGCUCCAGCAGCUGUGGCAGCAGGUCCAGGAAUCGCGAAGCCUGCAGGACGAGGUGCAGGUAUCGGACUGCAGGGACCAGCCGCAGGUGUUGGCGGACCAGGCUUCCCAGGCGCAGGAUUCCCAGGCGCACCACCGGCCGGUUUCCCAGGACGAGGUGGUCCUCCUGCCGGUUUCCCUCCAGCUGGCUUUCCACCCGGCGGCGGUCCUCCAGGUUUCGGUGGUCCACCACCUGGUUUCCAGCCUCCUGGUGGUCGUGGUUUUGGUGCUCCACCAGGCGGAUUCCCCGGUCGGUAG
Molecule: messenger RNA, 630 nt
Organism: Fulvia fulva
Lineage: Eukaryota; Fungi; Ascomycota; Dothideomycetes; Mycosphaerellales; Mycosphaerellaceae
Product: Small nuclear ribonucleoprotein-associated protein B
Exons: 4
Coding region: 1-630 (209 amino acids)
Biological process (GO): mRNA splicing, via spliceosome
Cellular component (GO): catalytic step 2 spliceosome; U2-type prespliceosome; U4 snRNP
Molecular function (GO): RNA binding
Source: RefSeq, a predicted model, not a curated record